Molecule: messenger RNA, 1112 nt
Organism: Rubroshorea leprosula
Lineage: Eukaryota; Viridiplantae; Streptophyta; Magnoliopsida; Malvales; Dipterocarpaceae
Source: the annotation of a GenBank genome assembly
UAUUAAUGUGAAUAAAAUAUUCACAAAAGCAGCAUAAGAAAAGCAGAGGAUGCGUUUACUUCGUUCAAAAAAGAGAACAUUCUGAGAUUGUGAAGGAACAUUAUGGUAAGCUUCCUUGAAAUAUACAAAUUUUUGCUCCAUGGGCUUAUGAAGAUGGCCGGGGUUCGACCCCAAGCAAUAGAGAUCGAACCAGGGACGGUGAUCAACAUAUGGGUCCCAAAUGAAACCAUGAAAAACAAGCCUGCGGUGGUCUUCUUGCACGGCUUUGCAGCAGACGGCAUCAUCACAUGGCAGUUUCAAGUGCUAGCCUUAGCCAAAAAGUGUGCCAUCUAUGUGCCGGAUUUCCUCUUCUUUGGCGGCUCCAUCACCGACAAGACGGACCGGUCUGUCAGCUUUCAGGCGGAGUGCAUGGCCAAGGCGUUGGGGCAGCUGUGUGUGCGGAGGUGUACGGUGGUAGGGUUGAGCUACGGCGGGAUGGUGGGCUUCAAGAUGGCUGAGAUGUACCCCGACCUGGUGGAGUCUAUGGUGGUGACCUGCUCGGUUAUGGCUCUGACCCAGUCCAUAAGCAACGCUGGGCUUCAGAGAAUUGGGUUCUCUUCUUGGGUUGAAUAUUUGGUUCCUAAUUCGGUCCAGGGUGUCAAAGUGCUCUUCAAAAUUGCUUGCUAUGAUCUUCCAUGGCUGCCUAAUUGCAUUUUCAAAGACUGUUUCAAGACCAUGUUUAACAACAGAAAGGAGAAAAAUGAGCUUUUACAGGCUUUGGUGAUUAGUGAUAAAGAAUUUUACAUCCCUCAUUUACCACAGAAGAUCCAUCUGUUGUGGGGAGAGAAUGACCUGAUUUUUGACACCAAUACUGCUUACAACUUGAAAGCGCAGAUUGGAGAAAAUGCCACGGCACAUUUUAUAGAGAAAUCUGGCCAUCUCCCUCACUUGGAGAGAGCGUGGGUGUACAACAAGCACCUAAAGAAAAUUCUAAGCUCUCUUUGGGAAGAGAAUGGUUGCAAAAACUAGUGGAGUCUUGGAAAAAUAUUUUAACUCUUUCUUGUGGUCGAUUUGUUUAUAAUUUAGUAUUAAGAAUUCGUGUAUGAGGAUUUGAAUCAAAACUUUGCAGAAUU